AUGUAUGCAAUGAGAACAGAGUACCUUGGAAAAUAUUCGAACAAUAUUUCAUUAGCUGUUGGUUUUGGUGGUUCUUCUGGAGUUUCUGUUGUUUCAGUUCCUUCUGGAGUUUCUGUUGGAGUUUCUGCAUCUCUUGACUUCAAUGCUCUUGCUCUCAAAGACCUAAAUGUUAGAGCACCGGGUUUUACAAAGGACUUUAUAAAUGCUUUAAUAGUUCCUGGUAA
Messenger RNA from Trichomonas vaginalis G3, 224 nucleotides. RefSeq lists its product as uncharacterized. The transcript has a single exon. Lineage: Eukaryota; Parabasalia; Trichomonadida; Trichomonadidae. The annotation marks the transcript as partial. The record is from RefSeq and is a predicted model, not a curated record.